AUGCUGGUUAAUACUAAUAACAAGGUCAGUGAUGACUCUAAUCAGGAAUCAUUACCACCAAGAUAUUCCAUUGAAACAGACAAUUAUACCACUGACAAUGAAGAGAAACAACACUUGAUCAACGACAACAAGAACGACGCAGAAGAAGAUGAUGAGUGGGCUGAUGUCGAUUCAUAUGCCGACGAAAAGAAGAAGUUGAAGGAACAAGAUGAAUUGGACUUGGAAGCAAACGUCAAAAGAUCACCCCCUUCAAGUUUCAAUAAAAUUCCACUUGUUGUGAUUGCUACACUUAUCAUUGUUGGCUUUACUUUGUAUCAAGCUUUCGGGUUUUAUCAAUCAACUAAAUCAUCGACAAGUACUACACCAGAAGACAUUGUUGCACUGAUGAAUGGACAUAAAAUUCCUCAUCCUCAUUCUUAUUUCAGAAAUCUUUGGGAAAAUGUGCAACAACAACAACAGGAUGGUGGUGAUGAGCAAGUCGAUUCUUCAUCGAAGAAGCCAAAGGAAAUUAUUGAAGUAACUAAUCCAUUUGUUCCUAGUCCAAGAUAUGGCAAACCGGUAUACAAGACAAUCUUGCUCAACCAUACAUUUGCUAAUUCUUAUAACCAUCCCAAAUCAGUUAAGUUUUCCAUCCCUUCAAAACACAAGUUUAAUAAAGUUGUACUUACUUUAUUUACUGAAGUUGAUGGUGUUCAAUAUGACAGAUUGGGAAACAUCUUUAUUAACGGUGUACAAGUUUGGAGAACAUCAACAAUUGAACCAGGCAAACAAAAAGUUUUCAGUAUUUUCAACAAAGAUGUUUCCAAAUAUGCCAAGUUGUUUGAAGGCGAUGAUAAUGAAGUAUUAUUUGAAUUAAAUAAUAUUGUCAACAAUAGAUUAACUGGUGCUUUCAAUGUUACUUUGGGUGCUCUGUUUUACGAUGUUGAUUAUGACAAGCAUCAUAAACAUCACGAUGAUAAGAAACCAGAUGGUGAUAAGGACCAUGGCGAUGCUGUAAGUGAAGCAGAUCAUCAAGGUGUAUUUGAAUUUGAUUAUCUUAAACCUCAGCAUGGUUGUGCUGGUAGAGGAAGAGUAAGCAUGGUACAUAAUGGAAAACAAUCACAUGAAGAUUCAGGUUCCAAUUCUUACUCCGAUUCUGAUUCUGAUUCUGAUUCCGAUUCCGAUUCCGAUUCCGAUUCCGAUUCUGAUCCCGACAAUGAAAAUGAAAAGCACAAACAGGAAAAGCAUCACGAAUUUGAUUUUGCUCAUGACACAAAAAAGUGGAAACAUGGUUUUAGGGUAGGAACUACUAAACAUCAAGGAAAGGAGGAAGAAGAGCAUCGUGGGGAAGAAAAGCAAGGACAGGAUGACUCUGAGCCUUCUGAUAAACAAAAACGCCCUAUUUAUUCAAAGAAGCCAAAACAUCCUAAGCAUCCUAAGCAUCCUAAGCAUCCAAAAGAGCCUAAACCACCACACGGACAUCCACCACCACCACCCAAUAGGUAUAGUCAUCUUUUCAAGAUUAACAAACCAGCAGAUGCAGUUCACCCUUUGACGGUUGCCAAAAAGGGUGAAGCACCAGUCGAAUACCUUUCUUCCAAAAGACUUGCUGUGAAAUUACCCAAGGUUGCUAGAAAUACCACUCGUUUACAACUUUCCGUAUUCACAUCUGGUAAUGCAGCUGAAGAAUUUUGGUAUACCAAUGUUCUUGAUAAAUUUAAGGAUAUCUUUGAAGAUGAAGGUAAUGAAUUUAUUGGUAAAGGUCCACUUAGAAUUGUUAACGUUUACUUCAAUGGGGAAAAGAUUGCUGCUCAGACUCCAGAGCCAGUGAUUUUCACUGGUGGAAUUUCACCAGCAUUGUGGAGUCCAAUUGUUUCAAACUCAGCUUUUGAUGUACCAUCAAUUGAUGUUGAUGUCACUCCAUUGUUACCAUUCCUUUGGGAACAUCAGGGUUUGGGUGAGCAAACAUUGGAACUUGAAGUCAGUAAUGGAUUGGGUGAAGUAGGCAUCACAAAUUAUACAUCCGUUAAUAGCGACUGGAUUACUUCGGCUAAUUUGUUGGCUUAUGAACACCCUGAUGUUGUUGGCUCUUCUGGUGCUUUGAUCAAUGUUGAUCAUCAAAAUAGAGCUAGUGCUAUUCCAAUUGCAAUUCCAUUCACUCAUUCGUUCCAACAGAUUGUUAAUGGUAUCUUUUCAGCACAACUUGUUAGUACAUUGAGCUUCAAGUUGAAAGGUGGCAAGAUUUUAAACACGACAUUUAGCUCUUAUUCAAAGGGUGAAAUUUCCAACAUUCAACAUUAUGGAAGAGAUGGAGAUUCACAAGCUCUUGUUCAUGUGGGCCAUUCAUCGAGCUCUUUUAUUAUUACAAAUAAUGACAAGCCUGAGGUCCCACCCGAGCCAAAAUCGGCACUUGUUGGAGUCAGACAUCACAAGAAGCAUGAGUUGCCCUUCAACACAAUCCACACUAUAAACACGUCUUAUAGUUAUCCAUUGAUUUUAUCCACCAAUUUGAAGCACAAGGAAAUUGGUAAUGAAGGUGAUUAUGAAAUUGAAUUUGAUGUUGGAAUUGUUGACACCAAGAGUUUAGAAAUGAACUUUGAUGGAAAGUUUGGUCAUAUCGAAGUCAAGCAAAAGCAAAACGGUACCUCGACAUUUUUCUUGUCAAGUAAAGGCAACCACGGAUUUGGUAGUUUGACUGCUAAGUUUAAGGAGGAAGUUGAAUUUGGAUCAUUCAAGAAAGGUUUAGCUAGAAGAGUUGAUGCUAUCAAUGGAACCAUUGUGCAUGAGGGUAUUCAUAUUGGUCCCGAUGGUUUGAAGCAAGCUAGAGUUGGUAGAUACGGUAAACAUGGUAAACAUGCGAAGCAUGCAAAUCAUUCCAAGCAUGUUGGUGCAAGAAAGCAUCAACAUCAGAAAUCGUCCAUUUUGGAAUCGAUUCGUCGUAUUGUUGCCGAUUGGAAGGCUUGUCAUCGUCAUGCAAGUGACCCUAUUCGUGAACUAGUUGCCACAUAUAAACAAAGUGGAUUCAACGAUAAACUUGCUGGCUUGACUGAUCAAGUGAUCUCGUCAUUGAUCAAGUACAAGCACAAGGGGCUAGAUUAUGUUGCUGCUGUGAAGCAUGGCCAAAACUAA
Lodderomyces parapsilosis is the source of this 3108-nucleotide messenger RNA. It is a transcript of the gene PNG2, whose product is annotated as Png2p. NCBI's taxonomy places the organism in Eukaryota, Fungi, Ascomycota, Pichiomycetes, Serinales, Debaryomycetaceae. The transcript has a single exon. Bases 1 to 3108 code for a protein of 1035 amino acids. The record is from RefSeq and is a predicted model, not a curated record.